This is a messenger RNA of Drosophila mojavensis, 294 nucleotides long. RefSeq lists its product as uncharacterized. The record is from RefSeq and is a predicted model, not a curated record. The transcript has a single exon. Lineage: Eukaryota; Metazoa; Arthropoda; Insecta; Diptera; Drosophilidae. Bases 1 to 231 code for a protein of 76 amino acids.
AUGUGGCAGCUACACAGACACGGGCUAUUGGUGGCACUGGCGGCGCUGCUAUGCCUCAACUUGUUACAACACGCGGCAGCCGAGUACGAGGAGGAGCUGGAGGAUAAACCCUAUGUCAACUUUAACACUCUAUUCCGUGCCUACAUAGCCAUGGGCGAUGCGCUCUUUGGCAACUGGGCACCGGCUGACUAUGCACAGGAGCUGCAGCAUCUCAGAACUGCACAGCAAUAGAGAGAGCGACAACAACAACAACAAUAAUACAUUUAUAUAUUUAUCUAUUAUAAUCGCAUUCUU